ACGUUCUACCGUCACUGUCUCAACACCACCGAGCCUAGCGUUGUACCGAAUAUCUCCACUGUGGAUAGCCAUGCCGUGGCCACCCUGCCCCGUACUCGCCGCGUUGACCUUAUAGACCCCAGCAGUUCAGAGGCUGAUACCAGCGCCAUAGUCCCAAACCCGAAUGCAACCACCCCGUUUGUAGUAGUCACGCAGUCGGAAAAUAAAAGGACGGAUAACGGGACGGAUGUAUCUGCUGAGCCCGUUGCUGAGCCCGAGCCAAUCCCUGUCCCAGUACCCGCGAGCAAAGUCACGGCCACGUGCGACAAGCCUGUGACUUAUGUGUCACCGUACGCGCUCAGAAUCGUGUGGAACUUCGUGUACUGGUUUGCACAAU
Sphaeroforma arctica JP610 is the source of this 376-nucleotide messenger RNA. RefSeq lists its product as hypothetical. The annotation marks the transcript as partial. The transcript has a single exon. The record is from RefSeq and is a predicted model, not a curated record. NCBI's taxonomy places the organism in Eukaryota, Ichthyosporea, Ichthyophonida.